AUGCGUAGCUCGUAGCCGCUAGCGACACCGAUCUGGCCCAAGUUCUCGCUCGUCCGGCCCGCGGCAAACACACUACUGCCUGCUGCCUGCACCUAACGAGGGGGAGUUACCUUCCAUCGCUGCUGCUGAUGUUCACAUCUCGUCGUUCAUCGAUCGUCCUCUAGCCACAACGAUUCUCUCCCUGCUAAAUCGUACCAAGGUAUCAAUAGACCGCUCAGUCAUCAUUUAUCAGCUUCAGUAUACAUAAUAGAAUCACUGGACAUACGAGACUCAGGAUCGAACCUUUGGCCCCCUUUUAAAUCGAUACAACUAUGCGAGGCCAUCCCCGUCGACUUGGCAAUCAACUGUCAUAGCGGAACCCCCAGAGGGUCUUGGUAGUGUUCAUGCAACGAGGAACGAUACUAUACGCCUCAAGCGGUCGCUCGUAUCGGUACACCUAUUGAUCCACCUUUAAUCAUGCGGCACUCUCCACUCGCUGAAAGGGGCGGUGAUAUCCAGCUGUUCCCAAUGGGAUCUCAGUCGUCGAUAUCUGUAGAUCUUCCCCAAUACCGGUCGUCCCACAAAUCUCGCUUCUUGGCGGUCAAGGCUAAGGAGAAGACGGUCUUCUGGAGAGGUAUCUGCAUAGGAAUCGCUUGCACGCUCUUUCUUGUGGGCGGGUUCUACCUGGCCAAACGAAUGGAAAAUAAUAGCGGCACAGCCAUGGCACCCACGUAUAAUCUCGACCGGACGGUCCAUCAAUCACCGAGACCGCAGCAUCUACCACUGCAACCACGGCUAGAAUCGUCGGCUGCCCAAACUACCGGGAAAGACCCAUAUCUCGCCUACCGGCCCUCUUUUACCUAUUCGCUGCCGGUUCAGGUUCUCAUCCAAGGAAUCACCCUGACGUUACUCGCCGUCCUCUUGAUACACAUUCUGUUCACAACGCAGUAUCAUUUCCCCUUGUCGAAAUUCAACUAUCUUCUGCAACUCUCCGGGAUUCUUCUGGUCCUCGGGAGCAUCAUAGGCAGCAUUGUAGUCGUCAUGGCUGCGCAAGAGAGGUCAUCCACACACUGGCCAUAUAUGCUGGAUUAUAUCAGCGUCAAUACCCCUCCCUCGACGUGGAGUAAACCACAGAAGGGUGCUUGGUUCUUCUUGCAAUCGCUAUGCAAUGGCAUGGUACACCUCACACAUAUCCAAUUCUUGACUCUACUCUUUCCGUCGGCAACUGAGGUCAAGCUCAUUUUCCUACUGCUAGGACCCCUGGCCCUUGCUGCCUCUGGCUUGACAUUCUCGUCACUGUCCGACAAACGGACCACUAUCGAUCUGGGAGACGCCAUCAGGAACGUCUUUGAUGGCACCCUUCUGCUCAUAUUCAGCGUGUCUCUAGUCAUUUGGGGCUUGCUGGUCAAUCGCAAAAGGGCCUGGCGGUUCGACGGAGGUACAGCAGCCUUCGGCGCUGGGGCGACCAUCCUUGCUAUCAUCAGUACCGCCAUCAAUUUCGUCGAAGUCAAGGAAGACACGAUAAAUUGGUUACAAAAUCUCCUCUGGGCUAUCGUUCUCUGGCAAAGCUGGCUCGGGUUCUGGUGGUGGGUCGGAAGUGGGAUGGGCGUUGGUGAAGUCGAGGACAUGGUUCAAAAGGAGCAGAAAAAGAAGCUUCGUAUCCAGCGUCGACGCGAGGAACGAAGACGUCUGGAGGCCGCUAAUAUCAGUGGUGAAGACGGGCCGACUGGUACAACGACCGCGCUCGACCCAUUACGGCUCCGUGUCGAAAGGCCUCGUGGACGCAGCAGGGUAGCGGAGCUUCCGGAUAACACAUCUGGGGCUGAAGACAUCGAACUUCGCGAGAUUGGAGAAGCACGGUCGCCCGGCAAUGGCGGACCCGUAACCACGGGUGGAUCCUCAUCCUCCUCGGACGCUUCCCCAUUACCUCUGGAAUCCGUAUCGGGUAUAUUUGCCUACCCGAUCAACUUGAUUCUUCGCUAUGUCCGCAACCUCCGCUCUGGGCAUGAGGAGGCCACCAAGAGGAAAGUGCUUCGUAGGGCGAAACUGCGUCAGCAAGUUUUUGAAGGACAAAACGCAGCUGCCAGUGAAGGUUGGGGCUUGGGUAGCUUUGGAAUUCGCGAGGCCGAAGACAGCGAGCGCAGACUGAGCGCAGCCAACCGCAUCGCUCGAAACAACCAGACCGCUGAUACUGAUGCGGACGAAUUGGAGGAAGACGACGAGGACGUGUUGUCACCGGGAAGCGACCUCGAGGCUGGCAGAGCCCGUCGACCCGUCCAGGAUACUGGUGGUGUAACUUCACCAGAGGUGCCGCGUGACGGACAGACGCCAGCGGCCGAUGAUCGUCAGACUGGAGGGGUGAAGGGAUGGCUGAAGAAAUGGCGGUUGGUCGAUAGAUCCACAUAUUAAAGGUGGAAAUGAUUUUCUUCAACUUGUAAAUAGGACUCUGUGACCCGUUGUAUCACGUGACUGCAUUCGCUCAAGGGGGAAUGACGUAAUGCACGUUCGGCCCAUGGAUCGCCUGAUCGUCCCUUGAAACGUUGAGAGGUCGUUUCUAGUUUCUACCCAAGAGACCCUUCUUCCGACCAU
Filobasidium floriforme is the source of this 2568-nucleotide messenger RNA. RefSeq lists its product as uncharacterized. The transcript has 5 exons. Lineage: Eukaryota; Fungi; Basidiomycota; Tremellomycetes; Filobasidiales; Filobasidiaceae. Bases 457 to 2388 code for a protein of 643 amino acids. The record is from RefSeq and is a predicted model, not a curated record.